Molecule: messenger RNA, 2814 nt
Organism: Babjeviella inositovora NRRL Y-12698
Lineage: Eukaryota; Fungi; Ascomycota; Pichiomycetes; Serinales
Product: DEAH-box RNA helicase
Exons: 2
Coding region: 1-2814 (937 amino acids)
Biological process (GO): mRNA splicing, via spliceosome
Cellular component (GO): intracellular anatomical structure; spliceosomal complex
Molecular function (GO): RNA binding; ATP binding
Source: RefSeq, a predicted model, not a curated record
AUGGCAAAGCUCAAGCAAGAGGUAAAGCUUGAGCAGAAGCUCAAGCAGAAGAUCGAGCAGACACUUGCACCGGCGAGUACUGAGGGUUUACACCAAACCUCGCAGGAAGAGGAGCUGGACGAAGACAUUGAGAACGAUAGAGCCUGGUAUACGUUGGACGAGCAUGGCUAUGAAAACACAAACUACGACUGGGAGGAUGAGGAGCGGGAAACGGAAAAACUCUUGGAAAGCCACCGAAUGCAUCUCAAGCAGAAAGAACGAAGCCGAGCCCGGAACUCUGACAGGCGCCUCGACAAUGAUCUCUGGGAGCGCAACCAGUUGCAGCUCUCGGGAACCGGUGGCAGCCGUGUGGAUGACAUUGAUGACGAAGAAGUGCCUAUGCAGAUCAGCACUCAUCAUUUGGUUCCGCCGUUCCUUGCCGAUGAACACGCCUCGGUGGACUCCUCAAACAAGUACUCCCCGGUGCGGGACGUGGAAUCCACCAUGGCGAUCUUUGCCAAACGGGGAAGCACUUUGGUGAAGGAAAGACGGGUCCAGCAAGAACGGAUCAAACAGGCAAAGAGUGCGGCGAGUGUAGUCGGCACGGUGCUAGGUGAGGUUCUAGGAAUAAGGGAGGAGGCGGCAAAGGCCGAGACAACAGUCAGUGUUGACGAACAAGAGGUGGAUAAUGUUUCUCGUGCGACGUUAAAGGAGCAACGGCGGUUCUUGCCCGCGUUUGCGGUGCGCAACGAGUUGAUGCAGGUAAUCAAUGAAAACCAGGUGGUUGUCGUGAUUGGUGAGACCGGCUCCGGUAAAACGACACAACUCUCGCAGUACUUGCUCGAGGAAGGAUACGGGCACGGGGAUGACCCUGUCAAGGGCCGAAAGAAGAUGAUUGGGUGUACCCAGCCCAGGCGAGUAGCGGCGAUGAGUGUGGCGAAGCGUGUGAGCGAGGAAAUGGAGGUAAAGCUUGGCGAAGAGGUUGGUUACGCGAUCAGAUUCGAGGACUGUACCACUCCCAGGACCAUUAUCAAAUACAUGACCUAUGGUGUGUUGUUGUGGGAGUCGUUGGCGGACCCUGUGUUAGAGAAGUACGCGGUGAUCAUCAUGGACGAAGCGCACGAGCGGGCUUUGAACACGGACGUGUUGUUAGGGCUUUUCAAAUCCGUGCUCCACAAGCGGAGAGACUUGAAAUUGAUUAUCACCUCGGCCACGAUGAACGCCGAUCGUUUUUCUGCCUUUUACAACGGAGCGCCGCAGUUCACGAUCCCGGGGAGAACCUACCCUGUGGACCUCUUCUACGCAAAGUUCCCAGCCGACGACUACGUGGAGGCGGCCAUCAAGCAGGUGUUGACGAUUCACUUGACAACAGACAUCACGGGAGACAUCUUGGUGUUUAUGACGGGUCAGGAGGACAUUCAAGCGACGUGUGACAUUCUCGCGGAGCGCUUGCUCUUGCUCGAUUCGCCACCUCCCUUGGAGAUCUUGCCGAUUUACUCCACCUUGCCGGCCGAUCUCCAGGCAAAGAUCUUCCGAAAAAAACUGAGGACCGUGGCAGGGCCGCGGAAGGUCAUUGUGGCGACCAACAUCGCCGAAACAUCGCUCACCGUAGACGGUAUCAAAUAUGUUGUGGACACCGGGUACUGUAAAAUGAAGGUGUACAACGCCAAGAUGGGCAUGGAUACGCUCCAGGUGGUUCCCAUCUCGGUCGCCAACGCUAACCAGCGGUCGGGAAGAGCCGGGCGUACGGGGCCGGGCGUUGCGUAUCGCUUGUACACAGAGCUGGCAACCCGUGAAGAGAUGUAUGCGCAGCAGAUUCCCGAAAUCCAGCGCACCAACUUGUCGAGCACCGUUUUGUUGCUCAAGUCAUUGCGGCUCUCCCAGAAAUUGUCUGAGUUCCCAUUUAUGGAUCCCCCGCCUGAAAUCUCCUUAAACACUUCGUUGUAUGAUUUGUGGUGCUUGGGCGCGCUCGACAACUUUGGCGAGUUGACCGAGUUGGGAACCAGGAUGGCGAGCUUUCCGAUGGAACCAACCUUAUCCAAGCUCUUGCUCAUAUCGGUGGGCUACCAGUGCUCCGAGGAAAUCAUCACCAUCGUGUCAAUGUUAUCGGUACCUAAUGUGUUCUACCGGCCAAAGGAGCGCCAGGCAGAGUCCGAUGCCAUUCGUGAGAAAUUUUUUGUCCCCGAGUCUGACCACUUGACGUUGUUGAACGUCUAUUCGCAGUGGAAGUCGCAAAAGCACUCCGACCUGUGGUGCCAACAGCACUUUCUCCACCUGAAGUCCUUGAGACGUGCCAAGGAUAUCCGCCAGCAGUUGAUUUCCAUCAUGAAGAAGCAGAAGUUGCCGGUUGUGUCCUCGGGAACGGAAUGGGAUACCAUUCGCAAGUGUAUUUGCUGCGGGUUCUUCCAACAGGCAGCCCGAUUCAAGAAGUUUGGCGAGUUCACCCAGCUUCGCAACUUGAUGGGCUUGCAUUUGCACCCGACCAGUGCCUUGUAUGGACUCGGGGACCUCCCGGGCUACGUCGUCUAUCAUGAAGUGAUGGUGACGUCCAAGGAGUACAUGAACACGGUGACCGCGGUAGAUCCCCUCUGGUUGGUCGAGUUUGGGUCUGUGUUCUACAGCUUGAAGAAAACGAAGAAGUUGGUCGAGUUUUAUGGCCAGGACUUCUUGGACGAUUUUGAAGGCAAGUUUAACAUGGAGAAGCAGAUGGUCAAAGAUAAGGAGGAGUACUGGCAAAGAAUCAAGAGCAAGGGUGCAAAGGUCACUGGGGAUACAGGCAGUUCGAAGAAGACAGUGGUCAAAGCAGCCGGUUUCCGAAGCAGAAGAGGGUUUUAG